Messenger RNA from Candidozyma duobushaemuli, 1032 nucleotides. RefSeq names its product Hut1p (gene HUT1). Gene Ontology annotation, biological process: UDP-galactose transmembrane transport. Gene Ontology annotation, cellular component: endoplasmic reticulum membrane; Golgi membrane. Bases 1 to 1032 code for a protein of 343 amino acids. The transcript has a single exon. The record is from RefSeq and is a predicted model, not a curated record. Lineage: Eukaryota; Fungi; Ascomycota; Pichiomycetes; Serinales; Metschnikowiaceae. Gene Ontology annotation, molecular function: UDP-galactose transmembrane transporter activity; UDP-glucose transmembrane transporter activity.
AUGAAGGAAAGCUCGGUGUUUACACUCAUUUUCUGUGUGUUUGGUCUCUACGGCCUGUUUCUCUCGUGGUCUGUUCUUCAGGAGCGGAUCAACACAAAGCCAUAUGAGUACAUCGACGAGAAACCGGUAUUUUUCAAGGCCCCACUUCUUGUGAAUACCAUCCAGGCUCUCUUUGCAUGUUUUGUGGGACUUCUAUAUUCCUGGAUCGCCCAUAAGCAGAAUCCAUUUGCUAUUUUUCAUUCUACGGCCAGCAAAGACACCACAGGCGGAUCAACCUAUGUCAAGUUCUUCUUAGCCAUUGCAGUGACAUCGACCUUGUCGUCCCCCUUGGGAUACAAAGCUUUAAAGCACGUGGAUUAUUUAGCUUUCUUGCUCGCCAAAUCUUGCAAGUUGCUUCCCGUGAUGUUGGUUCACUUUGUGCUCUACAGAACGAGGUUUCCACCUCACAAGUACAUGGUCGCUGGAAUGGUCACACUUGGUGUGAUCUUGUUCACCACCAAUCACAGCUCAGGAAAGUCAAAGGCAUCUAUCAACGACGGAAACACGCUCUUAGGCAUGGCCCAAUUGGGUGGGUCUAUGCUUUUGGAUGGUUUGAUGAAUUCUACGCAAGACCAGCUCUUCAGACUCCCAAACCGCCAGCACAAGCUCACAGGUGCCUCGCUCAUGUGUAUUCUCAAUCUCCUCGUUUUCUUCUUCUCCUUGGGGUUCAUACUUGUCUUCCAAUUUGAGCAGGAAGCACUCUACACAUGGCGUUUCGUGCACAAGUACCCGCAGCUGCUUGUGGACAUUUUGGCGUUUUCGCUUUUUGGAGCAGCGGGCCAAGUGUUUGUUUUCCUCAUACUUGAGAAGUUUGACUCUCUCAUUUUGGUUACAGCUACGGUGACGAGGAAGAUGAUCAGUAUGAUCCUCAGCGUGGUGUUGUUCGGCCACACGCUCACAUAUGGCCAGUGGCUUGGUGUGGUUUCCGUUUUCGGAGGCAUCGGAUACGAGUCUUACUUGAAGCUCUCGUCCAAAAAGAAAAAGCAGGAGUAG